Prinia subflava (tawny-flanked prinia) is the source of this 3464-nucleotide messenger RNA. It is a transcript of the gene HRH3, whose product is annotated as histamine receptor H3. Gene Ontology annotation, cellular component: plasma membrane; synapse; dendrite. Lineage: Eukaryota; Metazoa; Chordata; Aves; Passeriformes; Cisticolidae. The transcript is spliced from 3 exons. Bases 146 to 1654 code for a protein of 502 amino acids. Gene Ontology annotation, molecular function: G protein-coupled acetylcholine receptor activity; G protein-coupled serotonin receptor activity; histamine receptor activity. The record is from RefSeq and is a predicted model, not a curated record. Gene Ontology annotation, biological process: chemical synaptic transmission; G protein-coupled receptor signaling pathway, coupled to cyclic nucleotide second messenger; adenylate cyclase-inhibiting G protein-coupled acetylcholine receptor signaling pathway.
GACACUUUGAGGUAAUGCAGUGAUGCUCCAGAGAAGGGAAAUGGGAGAAGAUGCUCUAGGGGGAUUCAGGGAUGCUCUGAGGUAAUGCAAGGAUGCUACCAGGUUGAGAGGGGAAUGUGUGGAUUCUCAGGGAUGCUCCGAAGGAAUGAAGGCAUGUUCUGAGCUAGUACAAAGACGUUCCCGGGCUGAGAGUGUACGUGGGAAUGUGCAGAUGCUCAGGGAUGCUCUCGUGGGAUGCAGAGACGCUUGGGCGGAUUUAGGGAUGCCCUGGGAGUUUCGGGGCUGCUCGGGGGUGUACGAGGGGGUGCUGGCAGCCGGGGCGGGAGGCGGGAGCGGGCGGGGCGGGGAGGGGCAGCAGCCCCGCGGCGGCGUUGCUGCGGGAGCGCUGCGGGCCAUGGAGAGCGGCGGGGCGCUGAACGGCUCCGCCGCCGCCGGCAGCUUCACGGCCGCGGGCACGGCGGCGCUGGGCGCGCUGAUGGCCCUGCUCAGCGUCCUCAUCGUGGCGGGCAACGCGCUGGUGAUGUGGGCAUUCGUGGCGGACUCCAGCCUGCGCACCCACAACAAUUUCUUCCUCCUCAACCUGGCCAUCUCGGAUUUCCUCGUAGGUGCCUGCUGCAUCCCCCUGUACGUGCCCUAUGGGCUGACUAAGAAAUGGAUCUUCGGGAGAAGCCUCUGCAAACUCUGGCUGGUGCUCGAUUACUUGUCGUGCUCUUCUUCGGUCUUCAACAUCGUACUAAUUAGCUACGACAGAUUCCUCUCGGUGACAAGAGCGGUCGCCUACAGAGCCCAGCAAGGCAAGACCAGGCAAGCAGUGCUGAAGAUGGUGCUGGUGUGGGUGUUGGCAUUCCUGCUGUACGGACCUGCCAUUAUCAGCUGGGAGUACAUAGCAGGCAAGACCAUGGUCCCCAACGACGAAUGCUACGCUGAGUUCUUCAACAACUCCUAUUUCAUCUUUACAGCCUCCAUUCUGGAGUUUUUCACCCCUUUUAUCAGCGUGAUGUUUUUCAACCUAAGCAUUUACCUGAACAUACAGAAGCGCACCAAAAUGCGCCUGGAUGUUUUGCAUGAAGUGCACGACCAGUCCUUCACUGAAGAGGUGGAAAGGAGCCCAGAAACAAAGCCUUCUUUGAAAUGCUGUAAGUGGGAGCAGAAGGAGUCAGCUGAAAUCCUCGACCUCUCUAAGUGCAAAGCUCAAGCAGCAGCCUCCUCUUCCAGCCUGGAUGCCAAGGACCUGCUGGCAACAAGCUCAGAGAGCUCCAGGAAACCCAAGUGCUGCAACAGAAAAAAUUGUAAAAAUUCAGCUUCCACUGUGUCCUCAGAGAAACAGGUGAAGAUCGUGUCCCAGAGCACUACUCAACACUUCAGGCUCUCUAGAGACAAGAAAGUGGCCAAAUCACUGGCAGUCAUUGUGAGCAUUUUUGGGAUCUGCUGGGCACCGUACACUCUGCUGAUGAUGAUCCGUGCCAGCUGCAAAUCCAGGGAGUGCAUCUCGGAGUCCUGGUAUGAGAUUUCUUUUUGGCUGCUGUGGAUGAACUCAGCUAUCAACCCUGUCCUAUACCCUCUCUGCCACUCCAGCUUCAAAAGGGCUUUUAUUAAAAUCCUUUGUCCCAAGAAGCUGAAGAUUCAGCCCCAAGAUGCCUUUCAGAGCGACUGAAAGUGAAGCCAGCCCAAUGUGAGGGUGAGAAAAGCUUUGGUUUACUUCUCCUGUACUGGUGUGGGACUGGAGCUUGUUUCAUCUGAAGAACCCCGGAGCAGUGGUGUGGGGCAGGUGAGGAAGGCAGAAGAGUGCUCAAUAUUAACCUUUUUUAGUUCAUCAACAACAAAAUCCCACCGCAAAGAUAAAGAGGUUUAUUGACAUUAAGAACAGGUAGUGAAAUCUGUCCACCACUUGCAGGUGCCACAAAAGAGCUCUGCUGCCACCUAGUCAGCCUGAGCAGCAUCAGCAUUUUUCUCCAAUAAAAUGAAAACAAAACAAAAAAAGCUAAUAAAAGUAAAUAUCAGGCUUAAACUAUUGCACUAAACUACAGCUUAGCUGUUGCAAGACCUGAUCUUUCUCAUAAAUGGGAGUGUUUUUUCCUCACACCUAUUACACAUAGAUGAUGAUACAGAAAGAAAAGAACAAACCUCAGAAGGAAGACAUCUCAUUUAUCAUUUUUGCUCCAGCAGCUGCAGCCAUAAUCUGGAUUCCUGUUUCAUGGGGUGCAAUACAUGUCCCUUCCACACCCCAAAAAGGGACAGAUCUCUUCCCUAAGAGAGGACAGAACUCUGCCCUGAGGAGUUUACAGGCUCUGAGGCGCUGAGCAUCUUGAGGCAUGCUGUUGGCAUUGCCUGAUCCCUCCCUGCUUCAAAACUGCUCUGAUUUCCUCUGGGUGCUGCCACACACUGCCCGGGGUUCCCACGGGAGUGUUUCCCUCCUGCCCAGAGCCCCGCAGCAGGAACGAGCCCUGGAGGCUCCUAGGAAAGGGUUCCUGUGCCUGUGUGAAAGGUGCCAGCACAGCACCAGCCCCUCCUCAGGCUCCAUCCUGGCAACGCAAAGAUAUUUUCAAAUCUCUUCUGCAGGAUCUUAAAAACGCUCUGCUGGCACUGUGUUGGGGAAUGACAAGCUCAGAGAGAAGCAAGUCUUGUGGUGUCAUUUUUUAUGUUCCUUUUUUCUAAUGUUCCUUUCAGACCUCUUAAAUAUUUCAAGUUUCAGAACUCUUGCAUUCUUUCUUUUAAAAUACCUCACUUCAUUGGAGACCUGGGUUGAGCUGAUUCAGUCAACACAAGCAUCAAUUCUUUUAUUGUUUCAUUUUAUUUUUUUUAGUGCUGUUAUCUAAUUACACAGAUAAGAGUCCAGAUUCAGGAGACCAGGGCUCUAGCCUUGCUCUUACCAUAAAAUCCCGGGCAUUUUAUCUCUGCUUCCCAUCUCAUGCUUCAUCGCAGUUGUCCAUUUGUUCUGCAACCUUUUUGGGCACAGAGGCAGUAUGACCAAAAAGCAGAUUAAUUCCACUGCUGGCACUGCUCAGUGAUGUAGUAAAACAAAUAAGUAAUUAGUUGCCAUGGCAAGUGCUCGUAUUUAACAGUACUGCACAGGGAAUGUGCAAUAAGUCCGAAAACUGCAUUUACAAAUGAAAACCUAAAUGUUGUAAAGUAGUACCCAAAAGCUCAUGAUGUUGUGAUUGCCAAUUACAUUUUGCUGUUGCAAGCAAACUGCUUUUUGGCUGCUGCUAUGAGUAAAAGAAAAUGUAUCUCAGUGAUAUUUGUCAAAUAGAUCAGUGUUGUCUUGUGAAGCCAAGUAUUAAAUGAUGUCUUGUCUUGUGUAUGUGAUAUUUCAGACUUGUGACAUGUUCUGUCAGUCUGUUAUAUAUGGGUUAAAAUACAGCCCUGGAAUUAUGUGUGCUAUGAACUGACAGGAUAAAAGUUGAGCCUGCUCAUACCUUUCCCUGUGUCUGCUCCCUUCUGAAAACUUCAAUAAAGUUUUUUAU